CUGUGAGAAUGCCUCAUUCUUUACAACACGAGUAACGUGGAUUUUAAAACAUCAUGCGGACAUGAGCUUCGCAAGAUGGAUGGAUGUACCCAAGUCCGUUAAGGAUGAGUUGAUUGACAGGGUCAGGGGUGACUUUGAAUUAGAUUGGGAACUUAAGAACCAUCGGUUGGCAGUUUGGAAGCAGCUGCGUAAGAGAUUUAACGCCUUCCACCAUGAGCUUCACAAGAAGUAUUUGGCAUAUGCGAGCCAUGAGGAGGCAUUGGCUGGUGGGACAAGCUUGGUCUCGCCCUUGGUAUGGGUUAAGCUAUGUGGCCGAUGGGGAAGUGACCACUUCAAGAAAAUCUCAAACAUAAAUAAGGAGAAUCGUAAGAAGCUGAAGAUUAAUCACACUGCAGGGCGGAAAUCGUUUGUGAGGAUCCUAGAGGAAAAGCGAUCUGAAGGAGCAAACUUAGUGGACUUCUACAAAGCAGUCCGUUGGUCAAAGAAAAAUGAUAGAUUUGUCACAGAUGCCAGUGAAGAUAUUUAUAAAGAGAUGGCUGGAAAGAUGGAUGACUUAGCCCCUGAGAAUCGCACUGAUGAGGCAGCUAAGGCUGUCUUUAGGGAGGUACUUGGGCAUAGGCGGGGAUAUGCACGAGGCCUCGGAGAGAUGGUGAUACCAGAGUCUACAAGAGAAAAGGACGUGUUACAAGCUAAAGAGUAUGCAAUGUUAGUGGAAAAACAUAAGAAAGAUGCGGAGGACUACAAGAGUCAACUAGACCGUGUGAGGGAAGAAAUGCGAGUGGUUGUGGAGCGUCAAAUUGAAACUGAUGCUCUUUUGAGGAGUUUCAUGGCUUCAUUUCAGUCACGUGAGGGGGACGGAGUUCGGGGGAGGCAGUUACCCCCGAACUGAA
This is a messenger RNA of Carya illinoinensis, 890 nucleotides long. RefSeq lists its product as uncharacterized. The record is from RefSeq and is a predicted model, not a curated record. Bases 62 to 889 code for a protein of 275 amino acids. The transcript is spliced from 5 exons. NCBI's taxonomy places the organism in Eukaryota, Viridiplantae, Streptophyta, Magnoliopsida, Fagales, Juglandaceae.